Lampris incognitus (smalleye Pacific opah) is the source of this 3273-nucleotide messenger RNA. It is a transcript of the gene ccdc146, whose product is annotated as coiled-coil domain containing 146. Gene Ontology annotation, cellular component: cytoskeleton. The coding region runs from base 1 to 3273 and encodes 1090 amino acids. The transcript is spliced from 25 exons. NCBI's taxonomy places the organism in Eukaryota, Metazoa, Chordata, Actinopteri, Lampriformes, Lampridae. The record is from RefSeq and is a predicted model, not a curated record.
AUGGAUGCUGUUCAACAAUUCCCUCAACAACCCAAAGAGGAGGACAUGGCAGCACCACCUAGUCCCAGAGAAGGCCAGGAUGCCAUCAGGAAGAUGAAAAUCAACAAAGCUGCUGGUCUUGACGGAACUCGGCAGAAGAUGAGCCAGUCUGAGAAGCAUAAGAGCAGAGGGUCUCCCAGUGGAGGAGGCCAUGGGGAGGAGGUGGGAGAUGAGGAGGAGCAAGGAGUGAUGGAGAACGGCACACCUCUAAUGGCCCCGGCACUGGAGGCUUCGCUGAUAUUGGAGAAACCCUCCACCAGUACAGAUAGCCCUCUCUCAGCUUGCCCAGCCUUUCAGUGCCUAGAUGAGCUUUUCACCUCAGGCAGAAUUUGUAGGAACAAAAUGGCCUCACUGAAGGCCAGCUACAAGCUGCUCCAUGACACUCUGAGAAGUAUGCAAGAGUCAGAGAUCAAGUUCUUGGAGGAGGCUAAGUCUUGUCAGACAAAGCUGGAAGAGCUGCAGGCUGAGAUGGACAAGGCAGAGGAGGAGAUCACUUCUGAGGUGCCUGAAACUGAGGUUACCCGACUGAGGAAACAGCUUCUCCAGGUGUACAAUUACCUGAAAUCAGCUGAAGCCAAAGGAGACGAGAUGCAGUAUGAACUGGAGUGUCUCCAGGAAGAGAAGUUGUGCUUGGAGAAAGAGCUCAAGACACUGCCCAAAGCUGCUGAGCUGGAUGACAGCUGGGUGACAGACCUGAGGAACAGAAGUGAGGACCUGAAGAAAGAGGUGGCUGAGAGGCAGUUAGAAAUCAGGAGUCUAAAAGAGCGUAGAGAAACCCAUAUUAUGCAGAUACAGAGAGAACAGAAAGAGCUGGAAGAAACGAAGAAAAUCAUAGAGAUCAAACAGUCUGAGAUUGCCCAGAACCUCACCAUACAUGCCCCUCUUGUCAAAGAGAAUGACAGAUUAAGCCAUGAGAAGGCGUCUUCUACAUCAGUGGUUCCCAACCCGGGGUCCGCGCACCCCUUAGGGGGGCACCUGAGAGCCCAGGGGAGGCUGUGUGGCCCACACGCGGUUGAUGAAGUGAAAACCGACCCACUCUCUGACCACACCGUCAAAGACAGAAUUAAUAAAAUGGCUGGAGAUUGUCAGAACAAGCUGCACAAGAAGCUUAGGAAUGUUCCCGUUGCCAUUCAGUUGGAGGAAAUGACAACAGUGCCAGACGAAAAUGCAGCAGAGAAGACAGCAGCACUUGACAAGGAAAUCUCAGAGAUGAAGAGGCACCUGAAAGAGGCGGAUGAGCAUAACUUCACUCUGGAGGAGGAGAGGAGGGAGCAGGUGAAGGUGAUGGAGGGGCGCAGAGCCAAAGUGGAGGCCGUGGAGAAGGAGCACAGAAUGUUGCUGAAGGAGAAAGAACUCCUUAAGGAGAGGCAGACUGAACUGCUGGGGCACAGGGCUGUGCUGGAUAUGAAAUUGGAAGACACUGAGGCCGACAACAAGUUCCUGUAUAAGAAAACACGUGCGCAGCUCAAAAACAGAGACAGGCAGAUGCAAGCCUUGAAGAAAAUGAAGGUUGAAUUGCAAUUAGCCAAUGAAAAGUGGGCUCAAACACAGUUAAUCUGCAACAAGACUCAAACAGAGAGCGAUGCUCUUCCUCAAAGAGAAGCCUUUUUUGAGAGGAGGAGGGAGCUUCAGAAAGAUAUAGAUGCUCUCAGAACCAGGCUUACACAACAGCAGCCAGCGCUGGCUGAAGAGGAGGGGCGCUGGAGUGAAAAGCAAGAGCUGCUGAGGAAGGCCGAAUGCGUCAGAGAGGAACUUCACAGCCUCCACUGUCUGACGAGGAUCAAAGCUGACGAGAUGCAUCAGAAACACUGCGACAUGCUCAGGGUUGAGAAAAUGUAUAACCGUAUCAAGCAGGAACUGAAAGAGAAAGACCUGAUUAUCAACGAGUAUAAGAACUGCAACACUUCACUUCAAAACAGGGUUUCACGCUUUGCUAAUGUUUCCAGUGUGAUGAAGAAGGAAAAGGAUAGGUGUGUCAGCCUGAAACAGGUUGCUUUGCAUCAGAUUGCCAAGAUGACGGAGAGUCUUAAGGUCUUGGAGAACAAUAACCACAGGCUGCGCAAAAGUAACAUAAAAAGAGACAGACUGCUUGCAUUGGCCCGUAUGAAACACUCCCACAGCUGCCAACUGAGAGACUGCCUACGCAAUGAUGUUUCCAAAGUGACAUGGAAGCUUCUGGAAAUGGGCCAGCAGUGUGAGGAGCAGAAACUGGAAUUGGUGAACCUCACACAAAUGAUUGACAGCCAGGAGCAGGCACAGCUGGAAAGAACCAAAAGCUAUGAUACAGCCAUACAGAGACGCAAUGACCUUGGUGUUCAACUACUAGAAUGUGAGGAGGAGACUUGCAUCUUGUAUGACAAGGUGAACAUCCUAGAGGCAUUAGCUGCCAAAGGCAGCAUGGCACUGGAGGCCCUGGAGGAGGAGACGAAAGGCCUGCAGCUGGACGUCAGAGAGGAACAGAGACAGACAGAGCUGACGAAAAAGACGGUGUCCGACAAAAGAAAACUGGAAAGACAGAUUGUUACCUUGCAAAUACAGCUAUCAGAAGUUAAGGACCACAACCAGAAGAUGGAGAAAGCUCUACAAGACCCCUGUUGUGAGAACAGAACCAGAGACCUAAAAGGCACAGACCCUACACAUGAAGAACUCGUUAGGAAGAUUAAAAAGCUUGAGGUGUGUUUAGCAGAGCAUGAGGAGCAACUGAUAGAGAAGUGCCUUCAUCUGGAUCAAAUGACUUGGCUCUCUAAGAUAGUCGAAGAGCGGGUGGAGAAUGGCCAGCUUGACAGACUGAUGCUAGCUAAGAAGAUAAAUGAAUCCCAGUAUUGUAUAAGAGAUAUUGAUGAACAGAUAAUGUCCACUACUGUCGAGCUGUCCAUGAUGCAGGCUACUACCUGGCGUCUCAAGCAGGAGAUGAGGGAGAAAGAACAACAGGUGGACAGUUGCCAGUGUCGGCUGGAGCAGGGCCUGUCCCCUUGCCCUGAGAUAGAGGAGGAGUGGAAGAAAGUACUCCGGGACAAAAAGAGGAGGCAGAGGGACAAAGCAGAGAAAGAGAGGAGUCAGUUGGCUAAAGAAGAGGACAGCAGAGCCAAGUGCCGUCCCAGAGCGUACAUACCCGAGGACGACGGACUGCCCCUGCCUAAACCCUACGGAGCACUGGCACCAUUCAAACCCUUGGAGCCAGGCAUCAACAUCAGGCACAUCCGUAAACCAAAGCUCAAACCUAUAGAGCAAUAG